UGUGUGCGCGCGAUUUCUCUGACAAGCGCAGCGCGAGCACACUAACAGAGGGCAACAGCUGAAAAACAAUCAAACAAAACAAAUAAACAAAUAGGAGCUCCUGCUCGCGGAUUAACACCCGGACAGCACCGGAUUAUUUGGGGAAGUGUUUUAUUUUGUUGGAGCAUGUAAACGGACAGACUCCGGGUGAAGAUGACAAACACACGCGCACUGAACCGGAUUGUGCCCCGGUGUGCACUGAGGCCCCAGCUGUGCCCGCUGCUGCCAGAUGUGCCGUUAGCUUAGCAUCAGAUUCGGACUGCAAAUGCUAAAUCUGAUUAGCAUAACUACUAGGCAAUUAGUUUGGCUAAUCACAGCUAGCCAAUUAGCAGAACCGCAAGCAUCUGAGGUGUUAGCUUAGCCGGCUAAUCACAGUUAGCUAGCUGGACAAUUCCUCAGUAUUAGCUCGGCUAAUUAGGCGAUUAGCAUAACUGUGGGAGCUAAUUACGGUUAGCCAUUUAAGAUUUACACUAAAAGUCAGUAAGAGGAGUAACUGAAGAAAACUAAAGGUUUUAAUUAAGUAACUCAUCAUAUCUAAGUUAGUCAGUUAGUUAGUUAGUUAGCCGGUGGCUAUCUCGUGCUGAGCGGGCUGCACUGAGCGCGCAGGCCGAUGAGGAGAGCUCAAACCCGGGCACGGGCCACGGCGUCGCUCCGCAGGCAUGCAGCAGCCCGGAUACGACUUCUCCAGCGAGGAGAACAGCUCCAGGUGGAGAGGCCUGUUCGUGCCGGCGCUCAGAAAGGUGCAGUUACAGGUCCAUCCAAAUCUGUCUGCAAAUGAAGAUGCUCUGCAGCACAUCGAGGAGCUCAUACUGCAGCUGCUUAACAUGCUGUGUGUCAGUCAGCCCAGAACUGUUUCUGAUGUGGAGGAGCGCAUCCAGAAGACGUUUCCGUACCCCAUAGAUAAGUGGGCCAUGUCUGACGCUCAGUCAGCUAUAGAGAAGCGCAAGCGCAGGAACCCUCUUCUCUUUCCUGUGGACAAGAUCCACCCUUUACUGAAGGAAGUGUUGGGCUAUAAGAUCGACUACCACGUCUCUCUGUACAUCGUGGCCGUGUUGGAGUACAUCUCAGCUGAUAUCCUCAAACUGGCUGGGAAUUAUGUGGGAAAUAUCCGACACUAUGAGAUCAGCCAGCAGGACAUAAAAGUCUCCAUGUGUGCAGAUAAGGUGCUGAUGGACAUGUUUGAUCAGGAGGAGGUGGGUCUGGUGUCUCAGUGUGCAGAGGGAAACUCAACCACAGGUGUGCUGAACUACGAUGACCUGGUGCGGUUGGAGAUGGCUGAGGAACGGCAGUACCUGCGUGAUCUUGACCUCAUAAUUAAGGUGUUCCGAAGAGCCUUCCUGUUCAACAGCAAACUCUUCAGCCCACAGGAUGUGGAGCUGGUUUUCAGUAAUAUUUUGGAGGUUCAUGAGCUGACAGUGAAGUUGUUAGGUCUGAUUGAAGACGCAGUGGAGAUGACUGAAGAUGGCAGUCCUCACCCACUGGUUGGCAGCUGUUUCGAAGACCUUGCAGAGGAACAAGCCUUUGACCCCUAUGAGACUCUGUCCCAGGACAUUCUCUCCAAAGAGUUUCACAAUCACUUCAGUAACCUGAUGUCCCGCCCCACUGUGGCAUUGCACUUCCAGUCGAUUGCUGAGGGUUUUAAGGAGGCUGUGCAGCAUGUUCUUCCCCAGCUGAUGAUGAUUCCUGUGUAUCACUGCAUGCACUACUUUGAACUGCUGCAGCAACUGCAGGAGCGGAGUAUAGACCAUGAUGAUCGGGAGCAUCUGAAACAGGCUCAAACGGCUCUGCUGAACCUGCAAAGCAGCAUUGAGCGCAUCUACAGCAAAAAACCUCCCCGCCGCAAACCAGGUGAACCUCUUUAUUGGCUAUAUAGCCGAACGAUUCGUAGUAAGCAUCUGGCCAUAAAGCGCAUGAGUGAGAUCCAAAGGAGCAUCGAUGGCUGGGAAGGCAGAGACAUUGGUCAGUGCUGCAGCCAGUUCAUCCUGGAGGGUCCGCUUGUACGUGCCGGUGCCAAGCAUGAACGCCACAACUUUUUGUUCGAUGGACUGAUGAUUAGCUGCAAGGCCAAUCAGAGCUCACGAAUGCCGGGGGCAGAGUUCCGGCUGAAGGAGAAGUUUGUGCUGCGUAAGUAUCGUGUGGUGGAUCGCGAGGACUCACAAGAUCUGCGCUUCGCCUUCGAGCUGGUGGGGCGCGAUGAGGGCGGGGCUGUGUUCUGCGCACGCUCAGCUGAGGAGAAGAGUGCUUGGAUGUCGGCGCUCUUCAUGCUGCAGUGUCGAAGUACUCUGGACCGCAUGCUGGAUGCCGAACUACAGAAGGAGGAGGAGGAGCAGCCAUUGCGUUUGCCAUCUCCUGAUGUGUACCGCUUCACCGUGCAUGACUCGGAGGAGAACAUUGUGUUUGAGGAGCACAUGCAAAGCAAAACCGGCAUCCCCAUCAUUAAAGCGGGGACUGUGGAAAAACUCAUUGAGAGACUCACCUACCACAUGUAUGCAGAUCCAAAUUUCGUGCGUACGUUUUUGACGACCUAUCGUUCUUUCUGCAAACCACAGGACCUCCUCACACUCCUCAUUGAAAGGUUUGAGAUCCCUGAGCCUGAACAGUUGGAGGCGGAACUUGAGUCGAUGUGGAACGGGGAUCAGCCAAUGGCAGCUGAGCUCCAGAGAUUCCGUAGAGAAUAUGUGCAACCUGUCCAGCUCAGGGUUCUAAAUGUGUUUCGUCAGUGGGUGGAGCAUCAUUUCUAUGACUUUGAGAAUGAUCCAGAACUACGCAUCAGACUGGAGGAUUAUAUCACCAACCCAAUGCAGCUCAGAGGAAAGUCUGUGCGUAAGUGGGUGGUGUCCAUUAAUAAGAUCAUUAAGCGGAAGAUGCAGAUGCAGCCAAAUGGCAUCAGUCAUAACAUUACCUUUGAGGUUCCACCGCCUCCUGUCGAGUGGCACAUCAGCCGGCCCGGCCAGAUCGACACCUUUGACCUCAUGACCCUUCACCCGAUUGAGAUCGCACGUCAGCUCACGCUGCUGGAGUCUGACCUGUACAGGGCUGUGCGUCCAUCCGAGUUAGUGGGCAGUGUGUGGACUAAAGAGGAUAAAGAGAAGAACUCGCCCAACCUGCUGAGGAUGAUCAGACACACCACCAACCUCACACUCUGGUUUGAGAAGUGUGUGGUGGAGGCAGAGAAUUUGGAGGAACGAGUGGCGGUGAUGAUUAGGAUAAUUGAAAUUCUGCAGGUUUUCCAGGAGCUCAACAAUUUUAACGGCGUUUUAGAGAUCGUUAGCGCCAUCAACUCCGUACCUGUUUACCGCCUGGAGCACACUUUUGAGGCUGUGCCAGAGAGGAAGAAGAGGUUUCUGGAGGAGGCAGUGGAGCUCAGUCAAGAUCAUUUUAAAAAGUAUCUAGCCAAACUCAAAUCCAUCAACCCACCGUGUGUGCCUUUCUUCGGUAUCUACCUGACCAACAUCCUGAAAACGGAGGAGGGGAACCCGGACUUCCUGAAGCGUCAUGGUAAAGAUCUAAUCAACUUUAGCAAGAGACGCAAAGUGGCUGAGAUCACUGGGGAGAUCCAGCAGUACCAGAACCAACCGUACCGUAUUGCGGUCGAAAAUGAUAUCAGGAGGUUCUUUGAGAACCUGAACCCCAUGGGCAGUAUGACUGAGAAGGAGUUCAGUGAUUAUCUAUUUAAUAAAUCUCUGGAGAUCGAGCCACGCAACAGCAAACAGCCUCCGCGAUUUCCCAGGAAGACAUCUUACCCCCUGAAGUCCCCGGGGGUGCGUCCUGUGAGGCAGGUGACGACCGGAUGUGGGAAUCGAGGUCACCCUGCGCCGUUAGAGCGUGACCCAUUGCCUAAAAUCACCUUCAGGAGCAUUGCCGAGACCGAGACAGAGAGCAUGACCUCACUGCCCACUUCCCCCAACACACCCGCCCAGACACCCCCCCCUUCCGCUUGCUCCGAGCUCAACUCUGUCUUCAUAGAGCAUGAAACCUGUGGUACCAGUAUUUUUGCUACUGUCAUGCUGCCUCCCUCCAAGUUUCACUCGGUGUCCUGUGGCAGUUUGCAUCAGCUGGGUGAAGAGCUUCUGAAACCUCCACCACUGCCCCCCCGCAGGAAGGAUGCAUACUCAGAGAGCAAGUUAAGUUCUAGAUCAGAAAGUCCACCCGCGGUUCCACCUCGGCUGAGAACUCCUCUUCCUCUCCCUUCUCUUCCUCGUUUCACACGUGGAAUUAGCGAGCAGACAGAUGGUUCCUCAAGCCCCCCACCACCUCCACCCCCACGUGACCCCAUUCCAGAAGUGAUGCCCCCCAUACCGCAGCGACCCCCUGAGAGCUUCAUCAACUGCCCCAUGAACCCCGCUGUGUCUCCAGUGGGACGCAUUCAUUGGGAUUACUGCAGCUCGCCCUCGUCCCCCUGCACCCCGCCAGGCACGCCCUCCCCUCGCCUCCCAUUUCCCCCCCCGGGCACCCCGUCCCCCCGCAUUCCUCGUCGUCUCUGCCCCUCCCCUGGCCCUGCUGUCCCCAGCCCGUGCCACCUGCCCCCUCCUAUUCCACCUAGACACAACUCCACGCCCCCCACCCUGCCCAAACUGCCCCCAAAGACUUACAAAAGAGAGUUGUCUCACUCCACACACACUCUCUCUCCACCAUCCAUACACACAUUGUCAGACAGCAGCCAGUGAGCAUGAGCCAUCAGAUUACUGCUGAGUCAAGAAGAGGUGGAGCUGUUCCAGUGUCCUGGCACUUAGAAAAAAGAAUUAAUUAAACUCCUUUGUGACUGGAUGGACAGUUUAACUUCGCCCCGCCCACUUUGGCCCAGGGACAGGUGCUUGAGGACAUGUGGUGUGUGUAACUUUUGUAUACACUGUUCACUAAUCAAGCCCAUGUUUGUAAGAAACAGAACUCUCAGAACUUUUCAUUUUCACUCUCUGGGUCAGUGCUGAUUGUUACACAGGCUAAUGAUGUCACAUGGAGCCUGAACAGUGAUUGGAUGUUAGAGAUGGAGGACUCUCACUGCUGUUCUUUAUCAUGGCCAAAGUCUUAACUGCUGCUUGGGGAGGUCAGAGGUCAAAGGUGAUUGACCCCUGUACCAAGUCCCUUUUAAGCUGCCUUGUUCUUACAGCCAUGAUCUUUGACCUGAGACUGUGCCAGCCAUGAACUUUUGACCCUUUGCUCAGAGCAGCGGACUCCACGGUUCGGAGUGUGGUGUGGCUGAACUGUGUCUUUAUUUAAAGCCAUUACACCACCAAGAUGAUGUCUUAACACCACAAACAGUACAGUUCCCUUCAAUGAUUGCCUGUUGUGAAUAUGUGUGCAUUGUUAGGAAGGGGAGCUUCUUAUUGCCUGAUGACGACGACAUCCGAUGUGCCUUUUACACUGUUACUGAACAAAAGUGACUUUCACCAUGCCCAGAACAAAUUGUACACUACAGCUAGGUGUGUGUGUGUGUGUGUGUGUGUGUGUGUGUGUGUGUGUGUGUUCUGUUCAGUAUUUUUUCUGCUCUUAUGUCCUCAUUCUGCGCUACACAAACCCAAAAACACAACACGCCUUAAUAGCACGCUCGCUGACAAUCGUAGCAUUUCCCUCAGUGCUCGCUCUCGCUCUCUUUUCUCUCUCUCUCUCGCUCUCUCAUUUACUUUACACACAUACGUAACAAAGCCAUCCACAACUUUUACACUUUUAGUUAAGUGUUCAUCUAAAUAAAAGUGUUUACAGAUCCUGCUCUGUUAAUCCGGUCGGAUCUCAAACUGCACAUUAGACACUGCCAAAUUGGUAUCUCGUAGCGGCACACCCUUAUUUUAGAAUCCUACCAUUCAGUGUACUACUUAUGCAAUUUGGGACAUGUCAAUGACCCAUGGCAAUGAUGGGUUAUGUCCCAAACUCUCCUAAUAAAAUACUCCUGUACUAAAUAAUACACCAACAGAGGUACAUACUCUAGGCAAAGGUUAAUUAUAAACCCCUUGUUAGCUUCUGACUACUUCUUGUGGCUGUGUCCCAAACCACAUACUAGUGUAUUAAACACUUUUUUAAAGUGUUCACAAUAUUUUUAAUAUGCUAUUUAGUGUACUGUUUAAGGCUUGAGAGAUAACAUAUAACUCAUGUUUUCUGAACUCACCGGUUUAACAAAUGUAUAAAUAAAACCAAAUGUGGCGUACUAUUUUGACGUAUUAUGUAGUAUUCUAUUUAUGCUACGUAUGUGGUUUGGGAUUGGAUAUACUAAUGUAAUGAAUAGUAUUAUCUGACAUCUGGCUGUGUCCCAAACCACUAUUAAUGCACUAAACUUUCUAAAGUCGUACACUGUUAAUAGUGUACUAUUUAUAAAAUUUGGGAUACUAUGGAAAGAUAACUAAAGGCUAAAUUAUUUCUGAUCUAAGAACUGAUUUCUGACCCAAACCACUACUCAUGCACUAAAUAGUGACCAAAGAUGGAGUUUAUUCGUUGAGCGCACUACCCACCGCACUCUUUUUACAUCAUCCUUUAUAAACACAGUCAUGUGUCAUGUCCUAAUUCACACGCUAGUGUGCCAUGUAGCUACAAAAGUACUGCACUAUUUCAGCGUACAUAGAUAUACAUAUGUACAGGUAGAUAGAAACACACACACAUGCAUGCAUACGCACACACACUUCUGUCUGUUAUAGAGGGGAGUGCUGAUGGGCUGACACACUGUACUGUGUGUGUGUAUGUGUGAGGUGGUGGUGGUGAUGAUUUGUAGCCUUGUUUUAUUUCUUUUUUAUUUACACUAUAGGGUCGUACUGUUAAGGAGGUGUCCUCAGGUUACAUGCAUCUCACCCUCAACAGUCACUGUGGUUUGUUUGUGUCCCAAACCCCUCAUUAGUGCCUGCUGUUGCUCCCUGCAUGCUCAGUCCUAACACAGCACAUGUCUACAAUCAGAGCUUAGACACACAGAAGUGUUCAUAUCAAUAAUGUCCAUCUCCCUACCUAGUGUCCUACCUAGUGUCUGUAGUGCUUAAUUACGACAUAGUGCCCUAACCAGCUUGCAUGCUAAUUGUGUAAACUCUGCCCACUUUCUGUGUUCACUUAAUGUUUUUCCAGCGCUGUAACACUUUACCAGCCUGCAUGCUUACUGUAGUGCCUCCUGUAAUCUAGUGCCCUUAUUCAGCAUUUGGGACACAGCUGGACUCUCUGCCUCACACGUAAUUCAUUCUCCCUCAGACAAGUCCGCUUGAUAUUUUUAGCCUUAGAUUUUGCCCUUGAAUGGUCUGUUGAUGUCAUAUCAUGUUAUGGUUUGUUGUGUGUGUGGUUGGUUGGUUUAGGGGUGUGGCUUGUAUCCUGUUCUCUGUGGGACUCAUUAAUAAACAGCCAGUCUUAUUUUGUACAGAA
This is a messenger RNA of Tachysurus vachellii, 7365 nucleotides long. It is a transcript of the gene sos2, whose product is annotated as son of sevenless homolog 2 (Drosophila). Bases 699 to 4706 code for a protein of 1335 amino acids. The transcript has 23 exons. Gene Ontology annotation, cellular component: plasma membrane. Lineage: Eukaryota; Metazoa; Chordata; Actinopteri; Siluriformes; Bagridae. The record is from RefSeq and is a predicted model, not a curated record. Gene Ontology annotation, biological process: Ras protein signal transduction; positive regulation of GTPase activity. Gene Ontology annotation, molecular function: guanyl-nucleotide exchange factor activity; protein heterodimerization activity.